AUGACCCACGAUUUUUUACCACGUGCUAAUGUCGGAAAGGCACUAAGAUGUGGCAAAGAGAAAAUGGGAAACGUUUUCACCCAUUCAAAUAGAGCUAGGCAAUCCAUGUGUUGGAGAGAGAGCGAGAGAGAAGAAGAAGAGGAAGAAGAAGAAGAGGGGAUUGAGUACCUGAGAAGAGAAAGAAGAAAGGGGUUUGCUUUGAAAUGGAGGGAAUUGGCGGUUGUCGGCGAUGGACAGAAAUGGAUAGAUAGAAUGGAAGAGAGAGAAAGAGAUUUUGAUUUCGAUGAAAAAAAAAAAAUCUUACCCGCCCCAAAACGCACUGACCAAGAGGGGUAUAUGAAUAAUUUCACCUGUUUAGCCAUUAUUUGCAAGGAUGACGUGACACGUGUCAAGCUCUCCGCCCUCCUUUCUCUUGCUUAA
Molecule: messenger RNA, 420 nt
Organism: Sphenostylis stenocarpa
Lineage: Eukaryota; Viridiplantae; Streptophyta; Magnoliopsida; Fabales; Fabaceae
Source: the annotation of a GenBank genome assembly